AACAGAUUUCAGCUUGCGGGAACCAACCAAUAUCUGGUUGGUCUUGUCAUUUGCUACAUUUAAAUUAUACACCCCUUGAUACUCACAAAUCUAUUAAACAAUGACACGAUUCCAGUCGUGGUCAUUUCAUAUUUCAACGAAUUCAAUAAAUAAUCUGUAGCCAUCCGUGAUUCCGCUCAGUCGUACGUAGUUAAUUACAAAGUGCCAAGUUUAACGAAUCUCUCAAAUCUCUCUUCUUUCUUAACUUUCUUUUCGCGUAUCGCGAUCCGCGUAAUAUAUCAAUAAUAAAUAGUCACUCGUUUGCCUUGAUUUAUUGCGAAUAAGUCAAAUGUACUUACUACUAAUUAAUUAAAUGGCGAGUGCAAAAAUUCCAGCUCAAAAAGUUAUCCUUUGUGGUGACUAUGGGGUGGGAAAGUCGUCGAUAUUUCGCAGAUUUGCCAACGAUACCUUUGUAGCCUCGAAUGACCGCAAGUCCACUCUGGGACUGGACUUUUACAACAAGGCCUUUUGCAGUGAGAGUGGUACGGAUGGUCACACCCACGCCUGUCAAUGUCCCCCCAUCAGCAAACUUAUGGUCCAGCUAUGGGACACUGGUGGCAUGGAAAGGGUCGCAACUGUGACCAGUAGUUAUUACAAAUUCAGUGAAGCAGCAAUUUUGGUCUAUUCCGUGGAUAAUCCAGAUUCGUUCAAUUCCUUGGCAAACCAUUUGUUAGAAGUCGCCUCAUUUGCAGAGAACGCUAAAAUAUUUUUGUGUGGAAACAAAAUCGACAUAAUUACCUCAGAUUUAGUGUCAAAUGAUGACGUUGACAAUUUUUGUGAACAAUGCGGGAUAGUUUCCGGAAUUUUUAAAACGUCCUGUAAAACUGGGGAAGGAGUGAACGACAUGUUUGACGAGAUUGCUCGCGUAAUUUCAACAUCGUCACGUUCGCGACAUGAAUUACUUCAGUUGGAACAGUCAUUUAAAUUGACCACUGCGGAUAUCGACUCUGCAGAACAACAACCCGACAACUGUGUCUGUUGACUACGCGUAUCAAACAAUAUGAACUUAAUCGCCAUCGCUCGCUUAAUUAACUAACGUCAAAUAAUCAGCAAUUAUUUAUUUAUGUGUGUAAAAAUAACCAAAGAUUAAACAUCGCAAUUUAAAUAUAUAAAAUUUCCAUUUUU
This is a messenger RNA of Folsomia candida, 1164 nucleotides long. Its product is annotated as ras-related protein Rab-1D. The transcript is spliced from 3 exons. Bases 353 to 1021 code for a protein of 222 amino acids. Gene Ontology annotation, molecular function: GTPase activity; GTP binding. The record is from RefSeq and is a predicted model, not a curated record. Lineage: Eukaryota; Metazoa; Arthropoda; Collembola; Entomobryomorpha; Isotomidae.